Messenger RNA from Labrus mixtus (cuckoo wrasse), 4940 nucleotides. It is a transcript of the gene tp53bp2a, whose product is annotated as tumor protein p53 binding protein, 2a. The coding region runs from base 252 to 3788 and encodes 1178 amino acids. Gene Ontology annotation, molecular function: p53 binding. Lineage: Eukaryota; Metazoa; Chordata; Actinopteri; Labriformes; Labridae. The transcript has 23 exons. Gene Ontology annotation, cellular component: nucleus. The record is from RefSeq and is a predicted model, not a curated record. Gene Ontology annotation, biological process: signal transduction; regulation of apoptotic process.
CUUGAAUUCCAAAGUGGAUCGAGUUUCCUCCCGAUACGUCACUCCGGGAUAGGCUGCGAGCUAUUGAGCAACGCUGUCAGUCAACGGGGUUUCGGGCUGGUUACCUCCGCGUCUACGGAAUCGGACCCCCCAGACAGGAGAAAGUAGCCUUGCCCAUCGCGGGUUUAAGGCUCUGGGAUUAAAGUGAUCGCCAGUCCCGCAGCUUUCGUCGAAACUGCCGGCGGGGAUUCAUGCUGUGUUGGGUUAGCUAAAUGCGGUACGAAGCUAAAAUGAUGCCGAUGUUCCUGACAGUAUACCUCAGUAACAAUGACCAGCAUUUUACUGAGGUCCCCGUUACCCCGGAGACCCUGUGCCGGGACGUGGUGGAGUUGUGCAAGGAGCCUGGGGAGACGGACUGUCACCUAUCUGAGAUGUGGCGUGGAUCUGAGCGAGCUGUAGGUGACGGGGAGAGGAUGCUGGAUGUGCUCCAACGAUGGGGACAACACAAGGCAGAGGUGCGCUUCUUUCUGCGUCACAAUCGAGCCCCUAGCAGGGAUUCAGGCGGGUCAAGAGGCUCAGAACCAAAGAGGAAUGGAGUAAAGGGUCCUCCGGAUAGAAGAAUGGAGAACGGGGUUGUGACCCCCCGCAUGGACAUGACGCUGGCCGAACUACAAGAGAUGGCUGCCAGACAGCAGCAGCAGAUAGAAGCUCAACAACAGCUCCUCGCUUCCAAGGAGCAGCGGCUACGCUACUUGAAGCAGCAGGAGCAGCGUCAGCAACAGCAGGCCUCUGAGCAAGAGAAACUGCAGCGUCUUCGAGAGAACAUCGAGAACCAGGAAACUCGGCUCAAGAAGGUCAGGGCCAUCAAGGGUCAGGUGGAGCAGAAGCGCCUCAGCAAUGGCAAACUGGUGGAGGAAAUAGAGCAAAUGAACAACCUGUUCCAGCAGAAGCAGAGAGAACUAGUGAUGGCUGCAUCAAAAGUAGAGGAGCUCAGCCGACAGCUUGAGCUGCUCAAAAAUGGCAAAAUGGACAAUUUCCAUGAUAACCAGAGCUCUGUGGCCGAACUAGAUCGCCUCUACAAGGAGCUGCAGCUGAGGAACAAGCUUAACCAGGACCAGAACUCUAAGUUACAUCAGCAGAGAGAGAGCCUGAACAAGCGCAACCUGGAGGUGGCUUCCAUGGACAAACGGAUCAGUGAGCUCCGAGAUCGGCUGUGGAAAAAAAAGGCAGCACUGCAGCAAAAAGAGAACUUACCUCCUCAGAUGCCCUGGCAUGCAGAGCCUACCCAUGCCAAUAAUGGCUAUCCUGGUAAAGAGAGGGCUUCAAAAGACACUCAUCUUCAGGUGCCCUCUGAUGGCCAAGCUGGACAGCAGUCAGGUCCAUCUCGCGUGGCGGCGGUUGGCCCUUAUAUCCAGUCGUCCACAAUGCCCCGGGGCCCAGUGAGGCAUGAGCUGCUUGUAAAACCUGCCUACCCAGACGGCACUGCCACCUUACCAUCCCACGACCCACAAAGCAAGGCCAGCCCAGCAGGAGCAGAGGAGUCUGGGACACCUGCUGUAUGUGAUGUCACUCUGAGCACAGAAGAAGCCAUGUUCUUGCUUAAGCCUCUGAAAGAGCUGCGGGCUAAGAGAAAAGGUCUUCAGCCUUCCAAAAUGGCAGACUGGGGCUCUUCAGGUCCAGAAUCCAACGGUCAUGGUACAGCAUCAACACUGCCCCGAAUGACCUCUCACUCCAACGCUAACGCAGAGCAAGAUGAGACUGAACAGAAGAGGGACAGAAAGGUGCGUCCAUUUUCCAUGUUUGAGCCAAUGGAGGCUCCUGUCUCCUCCCUGCGCAAAAACCAGAGCAGUGAUGACCUGGUCAGGGACGCUCAGUCUGCUCCCAAGGCUUCGGUCAAGGUGCCUCCUCCUGUCCCAACCAAACCGAAAGGACCUGGUGUCAUGCCAUAUGGCAAACAGGGCCUCAACACAGGCACCUUCCCUAAAGCCAAGCCCCACAGCCAGCAGCCCCAGGUCGCCCAGGGCCGCAGCCCUCUCCCACCCUCACAGAGCCAGACACUCCCCCUACCCUCCAAACAGGACACUCCACCUGCAGCCACGGUACGGCCCUUCACACCAGAGCUGCCCGCCUCCAAAGACGGCAGCAUGAGUAAGCCCCAGACCUUAGCGGCCAGCUCCAUCUACUCAAUGUACACAAAGCAGCCUGGCUCAGGGAAGCCUUUCCAGCCUGGAGUGCAGGGGGCUCUCAACAGGACUCAGAACCGCACCAAUGGAUUUGUCAGUGUGUACGGUAAACCAGUGAUCCCCGGUGGAGGCUCCCCACAUCCAGAAAACCCUUACCAAGACCGCCGCUCCCCUGCCUUUGAAACUGAAAUCGACCACAAUGGAGCCAACUAUGUGGGUCCAAGCCCAUCUGAGGGCCCACAACCAGAAACUGAGCGUAUUCCCCGGCCCCUCAGCCCCACCAAGCUGCUUCCCUUCAUUUCAAACCCUUACAGGCAUCAAAGUGAUGGUGACCUGGAAGCUCUGAGAAAGAAGCUGUACAAUGCACCUAGACCCCUGAAAAAACGAAGCUCAAUCACUGAACCAGAGGGUCCUGCAGGUCCUAACAUCCAGAAACUCCUCUACCAGAAGACCACACUGGCAGCUAUGGAGACCAUUGCAACUACACCAACCACUCCAACCUUUGCUGGUGAUGCAGAGAAGGCGGCUGAGGGCUCUGUUCCCAGUCCUUUGAGUGGAGCAGAGACCCACCCAUCAGAGAUGGGGCAGACUCUGGAGGGUGGUCAUCUCCCGUCUUACAUUCCAGGUGCUAAUGUCCACGUUCCAGCCCCUCCUGAACAGACCAAGCCACCUUCAGCCAUCCCAAAGAGCGAGGACAUAAUCCCCCCUCCUCCACCAUCCCACCCAGCCCCGAGGCCAGAUGAUGCUCUUUUCCCGCCACCGCCCCCUGCUGGCUUGGAGGAUGCAAUGACUAACCUGCCGCCUCCACCUCCAGAUGGAUUCCUGGAAGAGUUCCCCCCCUACCCACCACCGCCAUAUCCCAGUGGAGCAGAGCAGGACAGCUUAGGAGAGGACACCUUUAACAUGAAGGCACCAGAGGUCACCGGCCAGGUCACUCUGCCACCGGGCAAGAGGACCAACUUGCGCAAGCUUGGCUCUGAACGCAUCGAUCACAGUAUGAGAGUGAAGUUUAACCCUCUGGCUCUGCUGCUGGACUCGUCUCUGGAGGGAGAGUUUGACCUGGUCCAGAGAAUCAUUUAUGAGGUGGCCGAUCCCAGUCAGCCCAACGAUGAGGGAAUCACUGCUCUACACAAUGCUGUCUGUGCCGGACAUACAGAGAUAGUCAAGUUUCUGGUUCAGUUUGGUGUCAAUGUCAAUGCUGCUGACAGUGACGGCUGGACCCCUCUCCACUGUGCUGCAUCCUGCAACAACGUGCAAGUGUGCAAGUUCCUCGUGGAGUCCGGUGCAGCGGUGUUUGCUAUGACUUAUAGUGACAUGCAAACGGCCGCUGAUAAAUGUGAAGAGAUGGAGGAGGGCUAUACUCAGUGUUCGCAGUUCCUCUAUGGUGUGCAAGAGAAGAUGGGCAUCAUGAACCGGGGUGUGGUUUACGGUCUGUGGGACUAUAGCAGUGAAAACCCUGACGAGCUUCCGUUCCGUGAGGGUGACUGCAUGGCCAUCCUGCGCAGAGAAGAUGAGGACGAGAUCGAAUGGUGGUGGGCACGCAUGGGUGACACAGAGGGUUACAUCCCCCGUAACCUCCUUGGGCUCUACCCGAGAAUAAAGCCGAGACAGAGAACCCUGGCUUAAUAUACAAAGACCCCUGCACAUUCCAGUCUGCCACACACGCGCGCACACACACACACACACACAUAUGCACAUGCUUUAACAGACUGGAGAAGAGAAGGACACAGCUGAAAUGAAGAAACAAGGACAGACCAAACAAAAUGAAGGAUCUCCAGCACUUUCUAUUCCUUACCUAAUACAGAGGGAUUCUCUCUCCCUUAUUUUCCAGGCUUCACUGUGUACUGUGUACUUCAGACACUAUUGGCAUUGUUUUUCUUUUAUCAAACUGUUGUUGUUGUUGUUGUUGUUGUUUUGUAAUUAUUGUCUGAUACGAUCUCAAACAGAAACUCACAUGUUGGGAAGUAACUGGAACGAGCAGUAUUUUAAUUGCUGCAAAGUGAUUUUUUUCCACUUUGAAAUACUCUUUUAAAACAUGUUUUAUGCGCCACCAGUUACUUUCCAACAUACUUCUCCCUGCAUCUCAUCAAGUGGACUAUGAUGAAAUACUCUUGUUACCAUGACAAUCUUUGGGGGCUUGUUUCUCCUUGUUUCUCUGUAUAGCUGCACUUGAGAUGUUAAGUUUCUGUUGUGAAGUCUCUGUUCUGGAUAAAGAAAUGAAAUGAUGUGUAGAGAAAAAAAAAAAGCUUUCGAUUGAUCUAUUGCUGUUAUUCUGUGGUCUAUGAAACCCAGAAAGCCAGUCUGCUUUCCUGCAUUGGCACGUGGUUGAGAUGCCAUAGAUACCGAGUGUUCACAUAUUUCUGUCACAGAGAAUAGUAAAACGUUACUGUAGGAAAGAUUUUAAUUAGGAAAAUGUGCUUUCGAAACUCUUAAGAAGCUCUUUUUACCAAGACAGACAGUUGAUGCAGUAUGAAGUUCAUAUUUUUUUACAGCCAUUCCAUGAAAAAUACAGUCAAGAAAGAAGACAAGCCUAAUUCAAGAAAUCUUCACGUUUUGUAGUUAUAAGAAAUAAAAAUGACUGACUAUACUGUAAGGUCAUACGACACUUUUUAUGUCAAAACAAAAAAUGCCUUGAUAUGUAAUGAGUUCCCAAAGCUCAACUCAUCAUGCAGAUGUAUUUAUUUUUGUUACCUUUUUUCUUUUGCCAGGACUAUAACCACAAAUGUACUGUAGUAUUUCAAAUAUUUACAAUAAAAUACUUUGUACUAAGUUUAUAAA